AUGGAGAAGGAUGUAAUCACCCAUCACAGUGGCCUCUCUUCAAAAUUGGUGGAUAGGUUGAAGAAAACGAUUGUUAAUGAGUGUAUGUGCAUGGAAAAAAAAAAAAAAAAGGGGAAGAAAGAAAGAGAGAAAGAAAGAGAGAAAGAGAGAGAGAGAAAGAGAGAGAAAGAAAGAGAGAAAGAGAGAAAGAGAGAGAGAGAGAGAAAGAGAGAAAGAGAGAAAGAGAGAAAGAAAGAGAGAAAGAAAGAGAGAAAGAGAGAAAGGGAGAAUGAGAAAGAGAGAAAGAGAGAAAAAAAGAGAGAGAAAGAGAGAAAGAGAGAAAGAGAGAAAGAAAGAAAGAGAGAAAGAGAGAAAGAAAGAAAGAAAGAAAGAAAGAAAGAAAGAAAGAAAGAGAGAAAGAAAGAGAGAAAGAAAGAGAGAAAGAGAGAAAGGGAGAAUGAGAAAGAGAGAAAGAGAGAAAAAAAGAGAGAGAGAAAGAGAGAAAGAGAGAAAGAGAGAAAGAAAGAAAGAGAGAAAGAGAGAAAGAAAGAAAGAAAGAAAGAAAGAAAGAAAGAAAGAAAGAAAGAAAGAAAGAAAGAAAGAAAGAAAGAAAGAAAGAAAGAAAGAAAGAAAGAAAGAAAGAAAGAAAGAAAGAAAGAAAGAAAGAAAGAAAGAAGGAAAGAAAGAAAGAAAGAAAGAAAGAAAGAAAGAAAGAAAGAAAGAAAGAAAGAAAGAAAGAAAGAAAGAAAGAAAGAAAGAAAGAAAGAAAGAAAGAAAGAAAGAAAGAAAGAAAGAAAGAAAGAAAGAAGGAAAGAAAGAAAGAAGGAAAGAAAGAAAGAAAGAAAGAAAAGUAUGAACUGCUUCAGUAGGGACAAUUGCAAGGUGCAAAAUUUAGGUAGGAAUAAUUGUCCACACAAAGGCAGGCAGGGGAACAGCCAGGUAGCUUGUCCAUGGAAAAGGACCUGCAAGUUGUUGAGAAUACAACCAGAAGUAAAAAUCAUUAUGCUGUUGCAAAUCAAGAAAAGAUAUAACAGGCUGUAUCAGCAGGUUUGGUUUAUAAAAUACAUGUAUCUUACAGAACAGGAAGAUCCACAGCUGGAUUACUGUGUUUAGUGUUGGACACUGCUCUUCAAGACUGGUUGAAGAGUGUCUGGAACAGAAAAAGGAAGAUUAAGAAUUCUGAAUUACUUGAUUUGCAGGGUAAAACUAUAUAGUUUAAAAAAGAGGAGUCCGAUGAGAAACACGAGAUUAAUCUUUAAGUAUGCUUAUAUCUAAUGCACAGAGGAAAAGAAUUAUCUGCUCCCGAUCUUCGUGGCAUAUGUGGCAAAAAGUAAUGGACUGAUUUUCAGUAAGAAACCUUAAAGUUAAAAAUUAGAUAAUCUUUCUAUCAGGGAAGAAAGUGAAAUAGCUGGAUUAAGGACACUCCAUUGCUGAAUGUGUCUUGGGACAGCUUAGUUUUCUACUGUGACCCUUUCUGAGGGCUGAGGAGGGGGCUGGGUUACUUCUGAUAGUCAGAUCUGACACUAGCUGAUGGUUUUGGCAUGAGGCACUGUGAACACAAAGGCUUUGAGGCCAAAUAGUGCAGGUUCCCACAUAGCAUGAGAUCCGGAGUUUCAAGAUCUCAUAACCUCAUUAAAGCAUAAAAUGCUUCUGCCUGUCACAUCCUUAACAAAAAAAAUGUAAACGUUCCAACUGAUUUUACUAAUACUUUGCUGGGUCUACAGACAACCUAAAAUACCAGCGCAGAGGUGUGACCUGUUCAUUUCAUCCCAAGUAUGGAAAUCUACUGUCAGUCAGAGUAAAAGUCAUGGGAAUGUUAGCUGAGGCAUUUUUAGGGUCUUGCCUUUGGAAAUAACAUAAGUGGUGAACAGGAUCUUUCUGGACCUGUUUAUAAUUAGCUUGUUACAGUAUUUCAUUAGUAUGACUUUAGGUUAAUUAAAAUUUAGCAAAUAUAAGUUAGAAUCAAGAGCAGGUAAAUCAAUGCAUGGAUGGAAAGCCUAGUGGAGCAAUUAUAUUUUUUUCCUUUGUCUUGGUAUUCAUAUGUGUUCACAUGGUUAUACCCCAUUGAAUCAAGUGCAGGAGCAACUUUUAUAUGCUUCUGUGAGCUGGAUUGGGUACACUCGGUUAUUCCUUGCUUUCUUUGGACUUCAGUGUAGUCAGGCUGAUUUAAACAAACUGUUGCACUAUGAUCUAGACAAGCGGCCUGUGUGAGGGGUGGGGAACUGGCUGACAGGCCUCACCCAGAGGCUGGCAGUAAAUGGAUCUUUUUCAAAUUGGCAACCUGUUACAAGUGGGGUCCCGCAGGGAUCAAUAUUGGGCCCAACACUGUUUAACAUCUUCAUAAGUGUCCUUGAUGAUGGCAUCAAGUAUACCCUGAUGAAGUUUGCUUCCCCAAAUCAAGUGGGGAAGUGGAUACUUUGGAAGGGAAAACCACUCUGCAGAAAGACCUGGAUAGGCUGGAGGAGUGGGCUAACAGGAACCUUAUGAAGUUCAACAAAGGCAAGUGUAAGGUCGUGCACCUGGGAAAACAUAAUCCAGACAUGCAGCACAGGCUGGGAUCUACCCACCUGAGGAGCAGUUCUCUGAAAAUGGACCUGGGGCUCCAGGUGGACAGUAAGCUCAGUAUGAGUGAACAGUGUGCUGCUGUGACAAACAAAGCCAACUGUAUGCUGGGUUGCACCAAGGACAUCUACCAGCAGAAAUAAAGAAGUCAUUAUACCACUCUACUCAGCACUUGUCAAGUCACACCUGGAAUACUGUGCUCAGUUUUUGUCCCCACUAUACAAAAAAGAUGUGGACAGGCUGGAGAGAAUCCAGAGAAGGGCCACAAAGAUGAUCAAAGUACUGGGAAGCUGCCAUAGGAGGAGAGGCUGGGAGAACUGGACUUGUUCAGCCUUGAGAAAAGAAGGCUUAGGGUAGACCUUAUCACCAUGAUCCAGGUUUUAAAGGGUGGCUACAAAGAUAGAGGCUCCCUUUUUACAAGGAGCCACAUGGAGAAGAUGCUGGGUAAUGGUUACAAGUUACUUCUGUAGAGAUUCUGAUUGGACACAAGAGAUAAAUUUUUCACAAUAAGAACAAUCAGCCAUGGGAAUAAACUCCCCAGGGAAGUGGUGGAUUCUUGGACACUUUUAAGACGCAGCUGGACAGGGUACUGGGUCAUCUUGUCUAGACUGUGCUUCUGCCAAGAGAGGUUGGCCCAGGUGAUCCUUGUGGUCCCUUCCAACUUGGUAUUCUGUGUUUCUAUGAAAUAAAUGGGAAGGUUCUUCCUGUUCAUAAGGGAAACUUUUACUUGUUUUCACAGAUAAUGAAUCUGUUUCUAUAAAGUUAAUAGGACAUUGUCAAGACUUUCUUACUUGCACAGGUUUGUUGGUAUGCUUUAAUUUCUUCGGUGAAAAACGGAGGGAUUAUAUAAAGGGUGAUAGAAAGGAAGUUGGUUCUGAGUGACAUUUCUGAAAUGACCAUAGUGAGGUGAGUUGCAUUGCCAAGGUACAAUUUGUUUGUUCCAUACUUCUAUUUCAAAGUGUAGUUAAUUAGUUAGCAUGGAGUUAAUAAUGAACAAAUUUGGUCUAUUCUAUCUAAUAUUUUGGCAUCCCUACACUGUUACUGCACACUGGUUUGUCUCCCACUAUGACAGCCAGUCUUUUUCUCCUUCUUGCUUAUCUAUCUUCUCUCUAAACUGAACCAGGAUCAGUCUAUUUUCAGCUAGACUCAGAUGCAGGGACAGUAAAACCAUCUCAUUGAGAGCCUUGAAUUUCCUAUUUCUGGUGAGAUAAGGAUUGAGAAAACUCUACAACAGAAAUAUUUGUUACCUGUGUGUGAGUGGGGGCUGGUAUCUGCAUGCACAUGUGUCCCCUGUGCUGGCCAUCACCCUUAGGUUCUCCAUUAGCUUCAGGUGAAAAGCAAGAGUCUGAGAAUUCAGCUUGCAAGGAUGCAAAGAAGCACCUCUAUCUAUGGUACAUUCUGUGUUUGUUUCCAGCAGUAGGAAGAGCUGGGCAGUCUUUGGUACUGUGACACCAGUGCUGGGGUCCAGAUCGUAGAAGAGCAGCAAGUUAGCUGCAGAUGACAGCUCCGAGAGGGAGGAGCAAUGCAUGAAGAAGGAGGGCCUCUUGCAACAGAAACCUGAGCAGACAAUAGAAACUUGAAAAGGUUGAAAAGAAACAGGUUUCUAAACCCCCUUUUUUUGGGACUUCAAAUAUUAUAGCAUGUUACGAAGUGCUUUUCAAAAUAUCUGUGAGGUAACGUGCAAGGUAUUUCCUUGAGCUUUUAAUCAUAUGUAGAUUAGAACAUUACAACUGUACAAAGGCAUCUCAUUUUUGCCCUUUGACAAAACUUAGUAUUGCUCUAAGGCAAUGAACUCUAAGGAAGAAAAAAGAUUUUGUGGAAUAAUUCCAUGAAAAUACAUAUCAGUAUGAAGACAUCGUCAGCAAUCAUUUCAAAACUCCAUUUAUUUCACAGUGAACUUUGUGUAUGUCUGCAGGGGGUAUAAAAUAGAAAGAUAGGAAAAGCAGUUUAUUAAAGCCAAAUUGCACCAAGCAUAGAUGCCUUGUCAUCCAGCCCACAACAGGGAGUUUCGCCUUUCUACUUAUGCCAAAUGUCACCAUUCUGGUGAAUGACGCAAUAUAUACAGUUCUGAGUUCAACCUAGCUUUCCUAAAGAAACUUCAUCUGUUCCCUAUUCUCAUUUCUUCUUGAAAAGUGAUGCUUGCAGAAGUGCAGAUAUAAAUGCCAAUUGACCUGAUAAUUGGUUCUGCUUCUCCCACAACCCAAUGCUGAACAUUCAUGUAUCAAUAGACCCAUUAUCUGUAAGAGACAGUCACUAUUUCCUCAAUCUUACUGCAUCCAUAUAGACAGUCAAGGGCAGUGGAUCCUCAGGCACGCUGGAAAUGAGACAGAGUGGAUGGGAUCUCUCUAAGCUACCUUCAGGCAUCUGUGUUGGAGAGUGUGAGGGUACAGGACAAGAACCAUGGGCUAGCUUGGGUUUAAAUGCUUGCACUGAGAAUGUUUCCAUGAAAUGUUUUAUGAAAGGCAGGUCCUGUCUGACCUACCUGAUCUGCUUCUAUGACAAGGUGACCCACCUAGUAGAUGAGGGGAAGGUUGUGGAUGUUGUGUACUUAGACUUCCAUAAAGCCUUUGACACUAUAUUCCACAACAUUCUCCUGGAGAAGCUGGCAGCUCGUGGCUUGGGUGGGUGUAUGCUGUGAUGGAUAAAGAACUGGGAUGGCUGGCCACAAGUGGUGUUCCCCAGGGCUCAGUACUGGGACCAGUUCUGUGAUAUGGAUGAAGGGAUUGAGUGCACCCUUAGUAAGUUUGCAGAUGACACCAAAUUGUGUGGGAGUGUUGAUCUGCUGGAGGGUAGGAAGGCCAUACAGAGGGGUCUGGACCAGCUGGAUCAUUGGGCUGAGGCCAAUUGUAUGAGGUUCAACAAGGCCAAGUGCCAGGUCCUGCACUUGGGUCACAGCAACCCCAGGCAGCGCUACAAGUUUGGGAAAGAGUGGCUGGAAAGCUGCCUGGCAGAAAAGGCCCUGGGGGUGUUGAUUGACAGCCGGUUGAAUAUGAGCCAGCAGUGUGCCAAGGGGGCCAUAAAGGCCAGCAGCAUCCUGGCUUGUAUCAGAAAUAGUGUGGCCAGCAGGACUAGGGAAGUUAUUAUACCACUGUACUCAGCACUGGUAAGGCCCUACCUCAAAUCCUGUGUUCGGUUUUGAGCCCCUCAUCAUAAGAAGGACAUUGAAAUACCAGAGAGAGUGCAGAGGAGGGCAACAAAGCUGUUGAGGGGUCUGGAGCACAAGUCUGAUGAAGAGCAGCUGAAGGAACUGGGGCUGUUUAGCCUAGAGAAAAGGAGGCUGAGGGGAGACUUUAUUGCUGUCUGCAACUACUUGACAGGAGGUUGUAGCAUGGAGGCUGUUGGCCUCUUCUCCUGAGUAGCAAGUGAUAGGAUGAGAGGAAAUGGCCUCAAGUUGUGCCAGGAAAGGUUUAGGUUGGAUAUUAGGAAAAAAUUCUUCACAGAAAGGGUUGUCAGGCAUUGGAACAGGCUGCUCAGAGAAGAGGUGGAGUCACCAUCCCUGGAGGUGUUUAAAAGGUGUUUAGUUGAGGUUCUUAGGGACAUGGUUUAGUGCUAGAGUUAGGUUAUGGCUGGACUCGAUGAUCCUGAGGGUCUCUUCCAACUGAAAUUAUUCAAUGAUUCUAUGAUUCUCUGAUUCUCUGAGAAUCUAUGACAAAAUGAUGGCUUUGACUCUCUGAAAAAUGAAGCAAUGAACCACUGUUGUUUAUUAUUGAGCUAUCUUCCAUGUGAUCUGCAUCUGAGUGGGCAAUAUUUGAGGGAGAGAAGAGAUGAGGAAAAACUGACCAGUUCCCAGAAGUCAAAUAGAAAGAAGACCAAGACUUAGCUAGAUUUCUUUGAGUUAAGAAAUUGAAGGGCUGAGAAACCAGCAGUGAAGUUUCUGUCCACCUGUCUCCAUGGGAAAGAAGAGAGGAAGGAAGGAAGGAAGGAAGGAAGGAAGGAAGGAAGGAAGGAAGGAAGGAAGGAAGGAAGGAAGGAAGGAAGGAAGGAAGGAAGGAAGGAAGGAAGGAAGGAAGGAAGGAAGGAAGGAAGGAAGGAAGGAAGGAAGGAAGGAAGGGAGGGAGAGAGGGAGGGAGGGAAGAAGGCUGGUUAUGGGAACAAAACGGACAGAACUCCUUUUAUGUGGAGAUGGGACAGGACUGUGUGUGCAUAUGAGAGUCUCACUUGCUGGAGAGCUGGUGAAUACACAGCUGCAUAUUUGAGCCUGGGAUGUGCCAUGACAGCAGAUGGGUAGAGAAGGCAGAAGCUUUAUAGGAGAAAGUGCUCUGUCACGUCUCUUCCUCAUGCGUCUUUUCUUUCAUGGGAUAGCAGCUGUAUAUAAUUACUCUUCUGUCCCUGGACAGCCUAAGGAGCUCUACUUGGGGAGACUACCACUUCUGUCAUGGAGGCACCCCGAGGUUAGUUUGAGGGACAACAGGGUCCAGAACAACUUUUAUUAAACCUGUGAGAAACAGGGUUUUAGCACUCCAAAAGCCACAACUUCCUAAAGUCAAAAAUUCCUGUGUUUCUGCUAAUGAUUUUGUGAAGACAUCAAGAGCCGUGGCCCAUGAAUCUUGCUUCAGUCCUCCUACCCAGCUGUGUUUUUUGCUACAGGCUGAGCCGUUGCAGGAGACUAUGACAUUGUGUGACUGUAGACAAACUUUUCCUCUUUUACAGAGAUUUGCUUGAGUGAAUAAACUGUCACACAGUACUCUUGCACAGCUUUAAUUUCAUUUUUGAGUUUGUGCAUAUGCACUUUUGUGUAUUUUACAUUUCAAUAAUAAAAUUAGUUAGGCACUUUAUGCCGUUGCAAAAACAAAGCACCAUUUUAUUUUUAGAAUAUAGUAUUUUCAUAGUAGGACUUCUGUACAGUGCAAUUGCUAAUCCUGUCCUGUAUGUCAACUCAUAUUUAAUUUUCCUCCUUGUUCAGUGGACAAAGCUCUAAAAUAGGAGUAAAAAGAAAAUAUUCUUAUCCAAAACAGUAGGAGAGAACUUUCCUUGACAUUUUGAAAAACAAAACAAAACCCCCUUGCAAUAUUCUUGUUGUGUUGUAUAGACUGCCUGUGAAAUAUACAUGAAAAAUUAUACAAAGUACAAGAAAAAGCACAUACAGCUGGAAAUUGGAUUAUUUAAUUUAAAAGCCAAGUCUUUAUCUAGCAAGUAAAACACAAAUCUAGUAAGAGCUAGAUGUGUCCCUCGCAACUAAUUUUCGAGAAGGUUGACUGUUGGCUGCUUCUCUCUUUGUAAGCCUGACUGAGGCCGUCCUUUCCAGCCACAGAGUGCUGCUGCUUCAUGCUUACAGGUUGUGUGUCAUAGACAACAUGCUCAGCAAGCACUAACCUGGUUUUGGAAGAGCAUCAGCUUCACUUCAGACAAAUGUAAUUGGUUUGCUGACAGUUAAACCAUUCUGUUGAAUAUCCAGUUGUCCAAUAAAAGUCGUUAUCAGUCAGGAUAGCAUCGGAUAGGUAAUUUCUCCCGGAAUAACAAGCAUAAUAUCCACACCUUCGCUACGCUCUCAAAACAAACCUAAUGGAAAAUAUUAUCCUGCACAUUUAGGACAGGUUCUUCCCAGAAUUUCAGGAACAGCAGCAGAGUGUGAGCACAAGGGUUCCCUUGCUCAUUCAAAAGCAUGUGGCUGCUUUUACAGCAAAAUGCCAUCCUAGUUGUCAUUAAUCGUUAGCCUACGAAUAUGAUGGGGGCAGAUCCUUUGAUAAGAGAGAUGUGUUUCCAUUAAGAAGGUCUUGUCAGUAUAGAUGAUAAGGUAUGUCAAUCUCUAGGAAACUGGUGAGUCUGCACAAAAAGGGAUUCCUAAAAAUACACCGAGGCAAUUAAUGAUAUCUGUAAUCAUGUCCUUUGUACAGUAGUCCUUCAUCCUCUGAGCUCACACAUUUUCUAACCUACUGGUUGAUCUGGAAAGGCCCAUGUUGACUGGAUUAAUUUAACCCCCUUUUGUUUAAUUAAGAAAGGCCAGUUUUUUUCACCAGUCUACUUACCAUGGACAAUAAUGAUGCUCUCAUUACAUAUGUCCCAUGCUGACAUCUCCUUAUAUUUUCUAACUUCUACUACCCUGUUUGAUGGAUGAAUCUUUGUGUUCUGCUGAAUGUUUCCAAGCAGAGUGGCUUAGCUGGCUAUCUGCAGCCAGCUCUGAACUUUAGGCAGCGGCUUUGGGAGAAAUUAUCCCAAGGAACCUUCUUCUAGCUGUGUUUGUGCCUUGUGCCCUUGUUGUGGCUGCAGACAGGUCAGUCCCUGCUCUGUGACCAGGCUCUGGCAUGACUUUGCCAGGCUGGUGUUCUGCAGCUGCCCUGGGCCCUGGCAAAGUAUCAAAUAUACCUCCAAAUGCCCUUGUGUUGGGAAGAACAAAUGUGGCACACAACAGCAUUUCUACUUGAGUGGCUGGUCUGGGUAGGGGUAUUGCCAGUGCAGGAGGAGGAGAUGGAUUAUGGCAUGGCAAGGGAGGAAUCAGGGGAACUGGUAAAUAUCUGGUUUGUUUGUUUGUUGCUGUGAUUUGCAGUGUACAGCAGGUGAAAUUCUGCAGUGCUAAUGGUUUGGUAGGGGGAAAAGGAAUAUGGAGUAUGGUCAUGUAAUGUUUAAUAUCAGACAAAUCUCCACAAAUAUGGAAGCAAUUAUUUGCACUGCAGAUGUGAGCCAGCUGGCUGUGUGGCCAUGGCUGCAGCCUAACAUUAAAUAUGCAGCAGUUCCUGAGCUGCAGCUCACUGUGAAUGAUAUACCUCCCCAUUAUCCCUUCAUGUGUAGACAAGCCCAUCAAGCAAAAAAUAAAAGGAAAGCUGAGCUGAGUGUACAGUCUACUUAAAUGCUUUCGAAAGAGUGCAUGUCUGUCCAUUUUGGGCUUCAAAGAUUUUCAAUUUAAAAGUUAGAUUUUUUUUUUUCUCUUAGUUUCAAACAGGAAAAAAUUAUAUUAGGUUGAGGCAUAUGCAGGCAAUUACAGAGUCCCUUCUAGAUGUCUUGAGAUACAUAUAUACAAUGGAAUAUGAAAGUAUACCAUGUUUAUGUGUAAGUUACAGUUCUCUGUGCAUAAUAAAAAUAUUUUAUUUAAGAUAAAGUAAAUUGAGUACUGAAAAUUACAUAUCUCUUCUAUUUAAUUGAUUUCUUUGUGGACCAAGAUAUCACUUAGAUUAAGAAAAUGAUGUAUGAAAUGUAUCUUACAAUCUGUUUAUGGGAAAAAUAGUUUUUAGAAAGAUUAUACAGUACAAUGUGAGGGUUUAUAUCGUGCUAUUAUAGUUACACUCAUUCUGAAUGUAGAGUUGUAGUUGUGGUGGGAGAAAAGAGUAAGACAAAGGGAGGAGAAGAGGAGUUUUCUAGGAAAUUUUGUGCAUGUUGUGGUUUUGUUUUCUCUAUAAUAAAUCCAACUGUCACCAUGAUACAUUAUAGCAGUUUGUGAUCAAUUUUCCAAAAUUUUGAUAAAUUUCAAGAUCACAUCAGUCUCAAUGUCACACAUCUGUCUAAAACACUUUACUUUUCUCUUGAUAAAGGUAAUGGUUACAUUUAAGAAGGGGAAGAAUUCUAUUUUUCAUUUUUGUCACUGCCAACAUUUUAUACUCCGCUCAAUUUCAGUGGUUAAAAAAAAAUAAUAAUACUGCUAACAAGUAUAGGGGCCAUAAUAGGGAAUAGAUAUAUACACCUAUAGCAAUGCCACUAUUAAUCUAAAUAAUUCUGAACUCAAAAGCACAUGUGAUAAUUGAAACUACUGAAAAAGCUGAAAUAAGUAAAUAUUUGUGGGGGCACUUCAACAUUAGCUGAUAGUUAUCUGGGUCUUACACUGAAAUUUAAAUACAUUUCCUGAAGGCAAUGGUAUCAAUACCCUGUUUAACUCAUGCUGACCCACACAGGCCAGUGCCUUUCCUAUGGCAGGGCACCACAGGCAGGAGAGCAGGCAGAGCUGGCUGACAAGAACUUGCAGCAGACAGAUGGGGAACUAGAGAGCCAGGUACAGCUGGAAAAAGGCUUGUAGUGGAAUAUUUCAGAGGUAGGAUGAAGUACAAAGGCCAACCAUGUUCACACCAAGCUCACCCUCAGCCCUUGCUGUCUUAGUGGAGUCAAAAGCUGACUGAGCAGCCCCUCUCCCAACUCAUGUCAGGGUCCACAGCUGAGUGCAAUCAAACAAUUGCAGGUGGUCAGCUGUGGUGAAUAACUGCUGACUUUGUGACACCCUGCCCACCAUCUUUCAUUAAAGUAAGCAAAGGCUGAGGUGGUGGUAGAACUGCUGUUAGUAUAAGUGAUGGUGUGGAUGCCAUUUAAGUAUCAAUCAAGAGUUGGUGGCUUUUUUUUUGGGACACAGAGUGAGUUACGUUCAAAAAGACUUUCUUCCUGAAAUGCAAUCAAUCACACAGAGCUGAGGAAUCUGCCAGAGGUGGUCUAUGUUAAGGUGCUGUCACUUGGGCCUCCACAGCAUGUGGCUGAUUGCACAGGUGCUUGAGAGAACUGCACAAAGACCCCUUAGGCACAGGGGCAGGAGACCCGCUUGCACAAGACUCCCUGAUCUGAACAGGAGCUGAAAAACUCUAGCCACAGUCACAGCAGUGGGACUUCAGCUCAAGAGGAAUCAACCACUGCAGCCGCUCCUGAAGGUCAGCAGGUAGGUGGCACAGCUGCCUCUCCAUGGGGCCUGGCCAGGGCAACGGGCUGCCACAGCACCUUGGCACCGCUGGGGUGACGCGAGAGGAUGCCAGGAGAUGUCUUGCAAGCUCUGCAGGACGCUAAGAUCAACACCAGCUGUCAGAAAUGCCUUCCAACACCUUUGGUCAAACAACAGGGGGUCUUAGGAGGUGUUAAAAGUGUUAGCCAGCCUUCUAACCUGGGGUUAUGGAACAGCCUCUCAGAGGAAAAUAUUCUGGUCCUGCUCUUUAGACUCCAAGAAAACUAGGAAAUGAAGUUGUAGCUCAGAAUUGGUAGUUGGUAAUGCCAUUUGCACAUGUAAAACCCCAAAGAAAGAACCACAACCAAACUAGGAAGAGAGAAACUUAAAGAUAAGGCCUUUCAGUGCAAAUUUUGACUCCAGGAUGCGAAAUGGAGGUAUAACAGUAUAAAAAUUACACAACUUGAAACAGUUUUCUGUCUUUAGCUUCUGAAAAUUGAUGUUGAUAGUCACACCUCAGCUACACUCUGGCAUGUAUCUUCUCUUCUUUCACAUGUGCUUGCUUUUGAAAAUCAAAUAAAAUUCCUGCUUUGUUACUUGA
This is a messenger RNA of Columba livia (rock pigeon), 11708 nucleotides long. RefSeq names its product RNA-binding protein 25-like. The record is from RefSeq and is a predicted model, not a curated record. NCBI's taxonomy places the organism in Eukaryota, Metazoa, Chordata, Aves, Columbiformes, Columbidae. The transcript has 4 exons. Bases 1 to 1092 code for a protein of 363 amino acids.